AUGGACAAGGAACUCCAGAAGAAGGCGAUGUUCAACCUCAGCACAUUGAAACAAGGGAAUAAAACUAUCAAUGAACUGCUUGCAACAUUUGACCGUUAUCUGAUGGAAGCCGGCCAACAGAACCAGCCCGACAACAUGAAGAUCUUUCGGUUGGAAAACACCCUCAAUGAUGAUAUAUUCAAUUGGCCUGUUAACGCACCUACCUGCAAUACAUUUAGCGAAUACUGUGUUCAACUCCAGGGAAUCUAUGAUAGGCAUCAGAAAUACCAACAGCGCUCUGCAGAACACCGACGUCCCCCUAAUCGACGGGCAACCACACCCAUGUUUCCUCCUCCAGCAGCCUCCCCCACGGCUACUCCUACCCAAGGCGAACCCAUGGACUGGGAGCCCACCAUUUCUCGUGCCUGA
This is a messenger RNA of Aspergillus chevalieri, 408 nucleotides long. RefSeq lists its product as uncharacterized. The transcript has a single exon. The record is from RefSeq and is a predicted model, not a curated record. Lineage: Eukaryota; Fungi; Ascomycota; Eurotiomycetes; Eurotiales; Aspergillaceae. The coding region runs from base 1 to 408 and encodes 135 amino acids.